Molecule: messenger RNA, 231 nt
Organism: Colletotrichum higginsianum IMI 349063
Lineage: Eukaryota; Fungi; Ascomycota; Sordariomycetes; Glomerellales; Glomerellaceae
Exons: 2
Coding region: 1-231 (76 amino acids)
Source: RefSeq, a predicted model, not a curated record
AUGCCCUUCAAUCCUCAGUUAUCUUCUCGAGUCCGACUCAACCUCAUGCUCGAGGGCUUUCGUUCAGCCACUAGACCGAUGACCCCCCUCUUGUUCAACAUGCUUACCCAAAACAUCCGCACUACUUCACACAACCACCUCCUAUGCAUCGCGGAAGGCGCAGAAGAAUUCUUUAUCGGUGUGGCGUACCGAUGGCCUCAGAUCCUCAUCGUCAACGGCGUCCGACCCUAA